Molecule: messenger RNA, 631 nt
Organism: Zootermopsis nevadensis
Lineage: Eukaryota; Metazoa; Arthropoda; Insecta; Blattodea; Termopsidae
Source: RefSeq, a predicted model, not a curated record
UGUAGAAUUUAUGUAUGUCCACAUGUACAGUAUAUCUGGAUGUUAGGCAGGAGGCGUGUUAUACUGAGUACCGACACGGGCAGUGCAGUAAUCCUCUAGAAGGAAUUUUCUCACGCAUCCUAUGCUGUUGCUCUUCUGUGGGCAAAGCUUGGGGUGGAGGGGACACUGGAACCAGCAGAUGUGAACCUUGCCCACGGUCAGGAACUCAGGCUCAUCAGGAACUGUGCCCCAAAGGGAAUGGCUUCAUUGAUCGCAAGGAUAUUAACGAAUGUACGGAGUUCCCAGGAAUGUGUAGCAAUGGUCGCUGUAAGAAUACGGUUGGAGGUUUCAGCUGCAAGUGCAACCAGGGCUAUGCACUGGAUGAAAAUGGCAUAAAGUGUAUUGAUAUUGAUGAGUGCAGUAUCUUGCAUGGUGUGUGUGGAGAUGGAACAUGCCGAAACACACCAGGCAAAUUUAUCUGUGAUUGCAAAGAAGGAUAUGAGAGUACUAUGAUGAUGCAGGUGUGCAUGGGUAAGCAAUAUGACUUAUUACAGGCAGAGCAUGACUGGAACCUCUAAGAUCACAAGUAAGAAUGUCUUCUUCUUCUAUGGCUCUCCGGUCCGUAUUCGGUACAUAGCCUCCUCAAUUCUCC